Molecule: messenger RNA, 5508 nt
Organism: Lucilia sericata (common green bottle fly)
Lineage: Eukaryota; Metazoa; Arthropoda; Insecta; Diptera; Calliphoridae
Gene: alpha-Man-IIb
Product: alpha-mannosidase 2
Exons: 7
Coding region: 1640-5473 (1277 amino acids)
Biological process (GO): N-glycan processing; mannose metabolic process; protein deglycosylation
Cellular component (GO): Golgi membrane
Molecular function (GO): alpha-mannosidase activity; carbohydrate binding
Source: RefSeq, a predicted model, not a curated record
GUCGUACGGUUUGGUGUCGCACGCUUUUGUAUCGAUUUAACCCCUGUUUGUUGUGUAUCGUGUGUGCGUUUGUGUAAAUCUCUGUUGUUCUUUUACAACCAAACAAAAAAGUGCAAUUUUAUAAUUAAAUAAAAAAGCAAAUAUUUUUAAAUUAAAAUAGUACAAUUGAGUAUGAUCAAAAUGAAGGAGAAAUAACAAAUUAUUUUAAAUAAAUAACAAAUUGAAUUUAAACAAAAGUUUCAAAAAACAAACACAAAAGAAAACGACCUUGAAUUAAAUGUUAAAAUCAUUUACCAGAAGAAGAAAAAUAAUAAAAAAAGGCCUUUCUUUUGGAAAGCAUAACAACAAGAAAUAAAUAGUUGCAAAAAUUAUCAAGUGUGAGAAAAUAGUGCAAUAUUUAAAAGAAAGUUAUUUAUUUUAAUAAAAAACUAACAAAAUUUCUAAGGGUUUAGGAAUUGUUUUUGUUAUUUCUUUAAUUUUCUUGUUCGCCAGGAAAAAUUCUAUUUGAACAAAGGAGCAUAGUGUUGUUUGUGUAGUGUGUGUGUUUGUGCCUGACAGUUGGCGUGCGAAAACGUAAAAAGAAAGAGCAUAAGAAGUAAAAAAGUAAAAGGAACCAGAAAAAACUGAACAAGGAGCAAACAUUGCGGGGGUGAUUUGAUAUUAUUUGGCCACAGGCAAUGUAAAGUAAAUCAAGCAAAACAAAAUAAAAAUAACAACAACAAAUGUUUGUAUUACAACAAAAACUAAAAAACAAGGAAUUCUUAAAGGGCGUCUCUUCUUUAUACAUAAAUAACGACUAGGUACAACAUGAUGUUAAUGUAACUGCAUUAAAUUUUAUAUCGAGGAUUUCAUCUGGUUAUUUUCCAUAAUAUUAUAACUACAACAAUAAUAACAAAAAAACAGCAACUAUUGACCACCGCAACCGGUUUUUUUCAUUCAUUCAUAAGAAGAAAUUAUUGGAAGUGAAGACCUAAAGAACAACACGAUUCGUAGAGCUUAAACGGCAAUAUUCGAUUUCCCAAAGUCAAUAACAAAAGAUACAACAAGAACAAGAAAAAGUUCUAAAGAUGCCACCGACGGUAGCUGAUAUUUGACAUAAAAAAUUUAACAAGUAUUAAAAACAAACCACAAAAUACAAUUAACAAGUAAAGAAACCAAAAUAAAAUAAAAGAUAAACAGACUUUAUAAGAAACAAACAAAACAAAAAAAAAAAAAAAAAAAAAUCAACGGCUAAGAAUCUCUGGACAUGGCUGACAAGCAGUUAAAUUAGUUUUUAAGAUUGACAUAAAGCCCUUGUUGUAUUUGUACGACAACAAAUACAAACAGAAUUUACAGGGCUUAGAGCAAAAAAACAAAACAAAAAUCUCAUAUAAACAGUCAAUAUAAAUUAAAUAAACGAUAUCGAAUACUAUAGGGUUUUUUUGUAUUCAACGAAUUCUUCUCAAAUAACCCCCAACGGUACAAAAACAAAACCAAAAAAAAAGAAUUUAAUCCUUUUUGAAUCCCAAAAUUAAAGCCGUGAGAGAGCGAAAAACUCGUAUCGAACAAGCAAACAGCAAGUGAAUGAACAGCGGUCAACCAACCAACCUACCAAAACCAAACCAAAACGAGCGACCAUUGAAGCCAACAAAUAAACAGCAUGACAUUUAAAAUAUUUCGACGUGGUUCUGCACGUUGUAUUGGUUUACUAUCGGCUUUUAUAACUAUACUAUUAUGUCUUUACUAUAUCUCUAUGGGUCAACCCUCCAUACAGCCCAAAGAUCCCCUACAGGCCAGUUUAUUAACAGGACAGCAAGCAACUUUAAUAACAUCAGCGAAUGGUGGCACUGGUUCAAUGCAGCAGCAACAACAUUAUAAUAAAAAUUAUGCAUCGCAUAAAAUGAAAUACAACGACAAUGAAGAUAAUACAGCUUCAGUAUCAUACAGACAACAACAAAAGCAGCAGCACCAGCAGCAGCAGCAGCAACAACAUAAAUUGAUAGCCAAAUCUGCUUUAUAUAGCAAUGACCCAGCUUUACAAUCUGGCAGCAGUAUAACAACUGGUGGAGGGCUAGCAGGUGAUAGUGGCAGUGGUACUGCUUAUGCCUCUAGCAUGUAUGUCAAUAAUCCUCAAUGGGGCGAUAAAUGUUACAUUCUAGAUGAGAGUGAUACAAAUAUUACAGCCCAAGAGGAAUAUGCAAAAUUUGAUUUUCAGCCAGAAUGGAUACGUACCAAGGAGUAUUGGGACAGAGGGUUCGAAGAACGUUUUGAAGCGCAGAAAAAAGAUAAGCAACGACCACCAUUAAAGGUCAUUGUUGUACCACAUUCCCACAACGAUCCCGGUUGGCUAAAAACCUUUGUCAAUUAUUUCCAAAGCGAUUCAAGGCAAAUUUUAAAUUUAAUGGUCACUAAAAUGCAAGAAUAUACCGAUAUGACAUUCAUCUGGUCGGAAAUAAGUUUCCUGCAAUUGUGGUGGGAUCAAGCCCACCCCACUAAACAGAGAGCCUUGAAAAGACUUAUCAAUUCCGGAAGAUUAGAGAUCACUACUGGAGGCUGGGUAAUGACAGAUGAGGCUAAUGUACAUCUUUACGCCAUGUUAGAUCAACUGAUUGAGGGUCAUCAAUGGUUAAAGAAUAAUUUAAAUGUUACCCCCACCGUAGGCUGGUCUAUAGAUCCGUUUGGUCAUGGCAGCACUGUGCCAUACCUUUUAUCGGGUAGUAAUUUUGAAGGAGCUAUAAUACAACGUAUACAUUAUGCCUGGAAACAAUGGUUUGCUAGACAACAGAAGGGUGAUUUUAUAUGGACACCAUAUUGGAAAUUACAAGAUGAGGAAAGUAACAAACGCGGAAGAUUGUUGACACAUAAUAUGCCUUUUGAUAUCUAUUCGAUUAAGGGUUCCUGUGGACCACAUCCUUUUAUAUGUUUAAAUUUUGAUUUUCGUAAAAUUCCCGGAGAAUAUACUGAAUAUUCUAUCAAAGCUCAAUUUAUAACCGAUGAAAAUAUAGAAGAAAAAGCUCAAUUGUUAUUGGAGCAAUACUCCCGUACUGCUUCCUUGUUUCCUCAUAAUGUGGCCCUUAUACCAGUGGGUGAUGAUUUUCGUUAUAACAAGGAACGGGAAGUGGAUCAACAAUAUACGAAUUAUAAAAAAUUAAUCGAUCAUAUAAUGGCCAAUAAGCGUUUGUACAAUGUGGAUAUAGCGUUUGGUACGCCCAAGGAUUAUUUUGCUGAAAUUAAAAAGAGAACCAAAGAAUUUCCCACUUUCAAAGGAGACUUUUUUGUUUAUUCUGAUAUAUUUUCUGAGGGUAGACCAGCUUAUUGGUCUGGUUAUUUCACAACUAGACCUUCAUAUAAAAUUCUCAGCGCCGAUUUGGAACAAAAUCUUAGAAUAGCCGAAAUUCUCUUUACCUUAGCCUACAAUACCGCCCGUCAACAACAUAAUGAAAAUGCCAUUAAAAUCUUUGAAAAGAACUAUGAGAAAAUGAUACAUGCCAGACGUAAUUUGGGUCUCUUCCAGCAUCAUGAUGCUAUAACGGGAACCUCGAAGGCAGCAGUUAUGCGUGACUACGGCAUGCGUUUGUUUGAAAGUUUACAGGAUGCGGUGAGAAUGCAAGAAUCCACCAUUGAAUUACUCAUACAAGACGGUACCCAAAGACAUAAUUUCCUUUUGAGCGAAUUGGAAAGAGAUAAUUUCAGUAAAUUACCACGUAAAACACCCAUACCUUUAACAGCGUCUAAUGGACAAAACAAUGAUUUCUCAAUUGAAUUCACCUCUUCUUCGGCUGAUGGUAAAUCGGCCUCAUUUGUUGUCUUUAAUCCUUUAACCCACAAACGUGUAGAAGCUAUAACUAUUCGCACCACUACACCGUACAUAAAAAUUAUUAAUGAUAUGGGGGUGGAACUAAGAAAUGUACAAAUAAAUCCGGUUUGGAAUAUUACCGAUCCCUAUGAAAUGGGUAUGGGUAUGAUGGGUUCUAGCAGUGCGGCACGUAUACGCAUUUCUAAACGUCAAUAUGAGGUUAUGUUUAUUGCUGAAAUGGAAGCAUUAUCUUUAACAUCCUAUCAAGUAGUUGUGGAUGAGGUGAACUAUAAACGUUUUAUGUCUUCAAUAUAUUGCGAUGAAUGUUCGGAUAAUGUCGAGGGUACAACAGAAGCGCCAAUGACAAAGGAGGAAUUUGUGGUUAAAUCGAAACCACCAGGUGAUAUAAUGUUUGUUUUAUCUUCCAGGCGAUGUUCAACUCGAAAUAAUUUCAUGCGUAUACUGUUCGACGAAAAGAAUGGAUUCAUGAAGACUAUAACACGCAAAGGACCCGAUCAGCAACUUCUCAAUCCCAUGCAGUGUGCCAUUAAAUUUGCUGCAUAUCGUAGUGCUCAAUUUCAUUCAGGCGCCUAUCUUUUCAAAACUGAUCCCGAACAAAGUGAGGCGGAAAAAGACGUACUCGAACAGUAUGAAGAUAAACGUAUUAUAAUAACAUCUGGUCCCAUAGCCAGUGAUGUAACCGUUAUAUACGGUCCCUUCCUGGCGCAUACCGUACGAAUCUUCAAUACCAAGACACAUCUAGAUGCAGCAAUUUAUAUAGAAAAUGAUAUAGAUUUUGAACCACCACCUAAGAAUAGGGAAACAGAAUUAUUUAUGCGUUUUAUAACCGAUGUAGAUAAUAUAGCUCCCGUUAAUAAGGAUACUUUAAAAGAGGGUGAUACCAUACCAGAAUUGCCGGAAUUUUAUACAGAUCAAAAUGGUUUUCAAUAUCACAGACGCAUUAAAGUUCCCUCGAUAGGCAUUGAAGGCAACUAUUUUCCCAUUACAACGGCUGCCUUUAUGCAGGAUGACAAAGUAAGAUUUACCUUAUUGACAACGCAUGCUCAAGGUGCCGCUAGUUAUGAACCCGGUCAAUUAGAGGUAAUGUUAGAUAGACGUACAUUAUACGAUGACUAUCGCGGCAUGGGUGAGGGUAUAGUAGACAGUCGUCUAACACGUCACAAAUUCUGGGUACUAAUCGAAGAUAUGCCUACAGCCACUGCAAAACAAAAUAAAUACCAAGUACCCAGUCUCUUAAGCAAUUAUCUAGCGAAUGGUUUACGCUAUCCACCCACCACUUAUUUUGUGGAAAACUUCGAUAAUCCACCACAAUUGAAAUCCAAAGCAUUGCUUUUGGAUGAUGGUCCUUGGCCCUGUGAUGUACAUUUCCUGAAUUUCCGUACUCUCUCCGAAGAACAAUUACAAUUGUUCCCCUCAUCAUCGGCUCUUAUGAUAUUACAGCGCCAGGGUUACGAUUGUGCGGUACACAAUAAAAUGGUAGAUUUAUCGAAUCUAUGUCCACUUGAUAAAAAGGGUCUGGGUAAUGUUAGUUUCAAUAAAUUGCAUUUGCAGAGUUUAGAAACAACCAGUUUGACUGGCAUGUUAACAUCACAACAACGUAAGCUUUUGAAAUCCUUUAACGAAAUCACCCUUAAGCCCAUGGAAAUUUUAACGUUUAAUGUUACUUUUAAAACUUAGAUUUUUAAACCUAAAAAUUAAAAAAAAAAAUAAUU